UCUAGUGGAACCUUCCCUUCCCCGGAACCUUUGUGACCGAGUCGUUGCUAGCUUCGGAGCUAUUUCACAGACGAGCCGGAAAGUCGAGGGCCUCUUGAAGCUAACGUAUUUAAGCUAACUCGUAAAAACAACAACAAUAACAACCCGUCUCCUGCAGCAUGGUGUCCAGCCAACAGAAGCGGGUGUGGAGGUACGUGGAGGAGGGCAGUCUACCGAAGCUGAAGUCGUACCUGAGGAAGCACCGGGACCUGGAUGUGAACUUCUCCCAGGGCAAGCGGCAGAGGAGCCCGCUGCACCUGGCCUGCUGUCGGGGAGACGACGCCGUGCUGCGGCUGCUGCUGGAGCACGGAGCCGGUGUCCUCCACAGGGACCACAAAGGAGACACGGCGCUGCACACUGCGGCCAACAUGGCUCUCAAACACGGGAGGACAGCGUAUGAUGACCUGGUUGUGCCCCUGAAGCAGAGCUGUCCAGAGGCCAUGACUGCUCCGAACCGUGCUGGAGUCACACCUGAAGACCUGCUGGGUUUCAUGAGACACCCAGAGAGGGCAGCAAACCCGAGUCGUCCACCUGAAACAGACCCUGAGAAGGAGUGGAUGGAGAAGCUGUUUGGUGAAUGUGAAGAUGAAUUCUGUGAAACGUUUGGAGUAUACGAUGCUGACGAUUUUCUUCCUGUCGAUGAUGAUGAGGAAGAUUUUGGGGACUGGGCCAAUCGUAUUAGGAAAGAAUAUUUUGAUAAAAAGAAUUCUGAAGCUCAAAGACUGGCAGCGUCGUCUUCAGGAUGGAAAAAAAGGAAGAGUAAACAAGAGAAUGAGCAGGAGAAGCAAAGCCACAAGGAGCUGCAUGAGAGGCUGCAGAGGGAACAUGAAGAGUAUCUGGCUCGAGCAGCACGUAAAGAGGAAGAGACUCGACAGGGCAAGAAGCGCAGGUACGACGAGAAGUGUGCAGCUACUUUCCAGGGAGGCUCCUCAGCAGGCAGCACAAAGCUGAGCUACAGUGACAUCCCCUGGCCAGCUCCCAAAGGUACAGUGCAGGAGAUGGUGGAUGUCAUGCUGCACGGUGUGGACCGCAAGGACGUGCCGGUGUUUCGUAAAAUGCUCCGGAAGCAGCAGGCGCUGUGGCAUCCAGACAAAUUUGCUCAGAGAUGUGAGACGCGGCUGGAGGAGAAGGACAAGCAGAGGAUCCUGGACACAGUCACAGCUCUGUCACAGGAGCUCAACAGACUGGCUCAGAGUCUGAGGGCUUAGACUCACUGUAGUAUUCAAACAAAUGGAAAUGUGUUCAUGUAAAACGUACAAACAAACUUUAGUCAAAGUUAUGCACAAAUGUGACAUGAUUUACAUCCAUGUCUGCAGCAGUUUGUCUGCUACACAUGUGUUGGCCACAGCAGCUGUCAGCAUUUCUUUAUAUUUGGUCCCAUUUUACAACCAGACAUCUUCCUCAGAAAUGACAUCUUUUAAUGUUGACCUAUUAAACAACACCCAUCCGUCCAUCAUUUAUACCGCCUAUACUUUGAGCAAAGUGAGGGGGGGCUGGAGCAAUUCCUAGCUGACAUUGGGCAAGAGGAGGUGUUCAACCUGGAUUUAUGACUUUAUUUCAUUUUAUUUGAUUAUUUAUUUGAAUGCACAUAAUUAUUUAUCAGUAUCCUCAUUGUUCAUAGAACUCCAAAGUACUCCCAGUUUGUGUGUAUGAAUGUGAAUGUUAGGGGGGUGGGGAGUGUCUGUAUUGAACACUGAGCAGGGGCAUGGGUUUGAGUGAUACCUCAUUAUGAAACAGAAAAAGGCAACUAAAUUGAUGUUAUCCAGAUUUCUUGAGUAAUUUGUGUAUUUUUGCUCUCAAAGCACAUCAGCGUGUCGUCAGUCACCAAAAGGACGCUCGUUCACGUGAUUCCUGACUUCAUGAAAACAUGGUAAUAAUUAAUAACAAGGGAAUAUCACCAGCAUAAAUACAGGGUUUGUCACACAAAGAAGAAGAGCAGAUGGUCGAGCUGCUUUCAGUGAGGGAACAGAGUAAGAGGAUGUGCUGGUUGCCAGGUUUGUGUGCUAACCCCCCUUUUUAAACAGCAUCUUGACAUUGUGGUACAUGAUGUGAAUCGAAACAAAGGGACUGAAUCAACAAUAUUAAAUCCUAACACACAGC
Molecule: messenger RNA, 2139 nt
Organism: Paralichthys olivaceus (Japanese flounder)
Lineage: Eukaryota; Metazoa; Chordata; Actinopteri; Pleuronectiformes; Paralichthyidae
Gene: nfkbil1
Product: nuclear factor of kappa light polypeptide gene enhancer in B-cells inhibitor-like 1
Biological process (GO): canonical NF-kappaB signal transduction
Molecular function (GO): protein binding
Source: RefSeq, a predicted model, not a curated record